This is a messenger RNA of Aureobasidium melanogenum CBS 110374, 1068 nucleotides long. RefSeq lists its product as uncharacterized. The coding region runs from base 1 to 1068 and encodes 355 amino acids. Lineage: Eukaryota; Fungi; Ascomycota; Dothideomycetes; Dothideales; Saccotheciaceae. The transcript has a single exon. The record is from RefSeq and is a predicted model, not a curated record.
AUGGAAACUUCAUUCGAGAGAGAGGUCAGCAACAAGUCGGCUUCCCUAGAAGCAGAUCUGAAGAAUAUGCCAGGCGAGGGCGAUCUGAAGGACAUGCCGGGUGAGGGUGAUCUUUCUCCAACUGUGGGUAAGUUCAAUAACAGCAGUAUGUGGUACAAGCAGCCUGCCAGAAGCACGUUUUCUGAAGAUCACCAGAAGACAGAUGAGAAAGAGCUUGAUCAACCCGCCGCGGUCUUCGGAAGUUCUCUUGAUGCAGAAGCAUUCGAUUCUGUCAAUCCGAGCGUAACGUUGCCAAAGACCGUGACUUCAUCAGAAAAUGAUACAACAACGAGUAAAUCAGAGACUGAAUCUGAAGAUGCAUCUUUAACACCACAACCAAGCGCAUCCAUUACUUGGGCCAACCCUGCUCUUUACAAAGUCAUCGCCUACGACUCCAGCAAAGAUAGCAUUACUAUCACUACCACACCUUCCAACUUCUCGGAAAGCGAGGACCCUAUUUCAAUCCCUCGUGCUGUCUCUCAGCUUUCCCAGACAGCUCGUUUCUUGCCGCAUCUUGCAUCAUCACAGAACGAAGGUUUCCAGGUGAUUCACGCAGAGAAAGACUUCUUGAUACUGCGAAAAGUCUAUACGGAUCCCCAUUCUCAACCUCCAUUGUAUGAUGGCGAUAUCAAUCCUGUAGACGGUACCACAAAGUUUAUUCCAAUGGAGCCGGCUACUGCACGUUUCGCUUCUCCUACGGGUUUUGUCAACUACGAACCUAUUUUUCCAACGGAACCUGUCCGUGAGCACGCAGACGCAUCGAACUUAUCAUCCAAUACUCCAACCCAUGAGCAUUCGAAGAUCCAGCAGCAAACAUAUCAUCCAAAUUCGCAUGACUUUGCACAGCCUUGUGAGAGACGGUACGCACGCUCAUACGAGAAAUACCGCAGGGAAAAGCCUCGUCGCUGGCGUCGUCGCAUCGCUUGGGUUCUGAGUGUCGCUACAGGCACAGCAGUAUCUACAUAUGUUGUCGGAGUCUCUGGUGAGCUUGCUCGACCCGAGAAGUAUGUUGUGCAAUCAGCAAAGUAA